UCUUGUCUUUCUUUGUAUGUCAUCAUCAGUGCGUUCCCUGUUUGAGUGUAAAUUACCAAAGUGAGGAAGCUGCUCAGCUCUGUGUAGACGGCCAACUGACAGGAAGGAAGGAACGACUUCUACACUGCAACGUGACAAAAACUUCUUGUCACUUUUUUCUUCAGUCCUUCGAUCUCGGGGCUCUAUGGAAACACAGACUACAUGCUGACGAGAAGGGGGAACUAGAGCUUAACAGCACCUCCUCCCUCCUCUCCCUCGCCUUAUCCACUGCACACUGUCCUCUUUUGGACCAACCAGCCUUUGGUUUUAAGUUAUCGCUUUGGUUUUAGUGUUGCGCUCUCUCUCUCUCUCUCUCUCACCUACACACACACACACACACACACACACACAGACACAUGGUGGGGAUGACUGACUGGGCAGAUGGUGCUCAGUGUGUGGACUAGAAGCUGAGGCAAGGCUGAGAGGGACAGACUCCUCGUCCAUGAUGGGAUGCUGCAGUGUGACCCAGAGGCAUACUGGAGUGGACGAGGUGGGCCCUGAUGAGAUCGAGCUCCUGGAACUCUCUGGAGACAACCUGGGUGUGUGGAGUCUGGGGGAAACCAGGCUUCAGCUGUCAGUGAGGAGCAGCAGUGACGAGCAGCAGCCGCCACUGCCACAUCCACCUCAACCGCGGCAGCCUACAGUGCGACGCCUGGAGAAAGAGGUCCCCAUGUCUGUGUCUGUGAUGGCGCUGUGGGGCAAGAGCAGAGACGAGCUGCACAAGAGGAUUUACUCUCAGAAGCCAAUCAGGAGCUGGGAGGGUCAGCCUGCACACACGUAUGGAGAGGUGAUCCACUCGUCCCUGGUGUCUCUCUACAACAGAUACACACAGGAAACCAGCGAACACUUCCUCGUGUUGUUCUCCUUUCACCUACUGAUCCUCUCUCUCGACCACACUCAACAAGACUUCAUUUAUGGGGGCGUCCUUCCUCUUUCUGGACUCAACGUCCAAACCGUGUCCCUGGACCCUGACAUGUCUCCGUCGUCACCACACGUGUUUGAGAUCAGCGGACCAAUGGUGGAUUCCAAAGUGUUUAUAUGUGACAGUGCUGCAGCUUUACACACGUGGGUGCAGCAAAUUGAAGACAGGAGACACGAGGCAACAGCACAACCCAUGAGUCCCUCUCACUGCUCUCUCUCCUAUCUGUUACCGUGCGAUGUGCGCUGGAAAAGAGAAGAGCUACUGAAAUACUUGGUGAAAGCUCCGAUAUGGCAGUGGGAAGGCUCACCUGUGCAGCACAUGGGUCAGCCUGAGUACAUAUCAGUCGUCAAUGUCAUCAACUCACACAGACAGGGUUGCCAGGAAAGACUGAUGGUUCUCUUCCCUGAAGACGUGCUGCUGCUGUCAGUUGACAACAAUCGAGUGAAUAUGACAUAUGAGGGCCGGCUGCCCCGACACAGCAUCAGAGCAGUGGAGCGCUCAGCUUUGCCUGGACGGCUGCAGUUUGAGCUGAUGGGUGAGCUGGUGGAGCCACUGCAGGUUUCAUGUUUGUGCUUAGACGAUUAUCAGAACUGGAUGUUUCAUUUACAGCAGCCUGACAGGAGCAGUCACGUCACUGUGAGUCCGGCUCCACCUCCAAUCCUGCCAAAGCUGCACAGGAGCAGGAAAGAGUCCCAGGAGCCGAUGAUAAGUGCUGACCAAUGUCACAUCAACGGACGCAGCUGACUCACACUGUGCUUGGGUUUUCGCUGUAAUGACAAAUACAAAUCUAACUUUGUAGAUAGCAUGUACAUACAUUUACAUUUCACUGCGCCACACACUAUGUUCACAUAUUCAUACAAUGGUGAAAAUGUUCAGAAAUGUGCUUGAGGUUUUUUUUUUGUUUCGAUACCUGUGGAUGAUGUCUCCUCAGAGGGGACAAAAAGACGUUUAUCAUUCUCCUUCACGUGGGGACAAACGGGAACGAGUUUGCCUGGAUUAGGAGCAGCUGAAGAAAUGUUAGAGCUGUAGAUGUUUGACGUUGUCAUAACGGUUUACUUUUUCAGAAUAAACUGUUUAAGAAUG
This is a messenger RNA of Solea solea (common sole), 2044 nucleotides long. RefSeq lists its product as uncharacterized. The transcript has 11 exons. The coding region runs from base 482 to 1705 and encodes 407 amino acids. NCBI's taxonomy places the organism in Eukaryota, Metazoa, Chordata, Actinopteri, Pleuronectiformes, Soleidae. The record is from RefSeq and is a predicted model, not a curated record.